AUGGCCAAUCAAAAGGAACCCGGGCCCAAGUUGCCCGCGCAGCAGCUGGCUAUCCUCGCCGUCGCUCGCUUCGCCGAACCUCUCGCCCUAACCUCCGUCUUCCCCUACCUCCCGGAGAUGAUCGCCAGCUUCGGCGUCGAAAAGGACGAAGUAGCCCGCUGGGCCGGGUUCACCGGCGCCAUCUUCUCCAUCGCCCAGAGCACCACCGCCGUCGCGUGGGGGCGGGCGUCUGACCGGUUCGGCCGGAAACCUAUCAUUCUCAUGGGCUUGGCGAGUACCAUGAUCUGUUUUUUGCUUUGGGGCAUGUCGACGAGUUUGACUAUGGCCGUCGUUGCGCGCGCGAUUAUGGGCGGUGGGAAUGGCAAUGUCGGUAUUAUCCGAACCAUGGUCGCCGAGAUGGUGCCGGAACGGUCUCUUCAGCCCAAGGCCUUUUCGAUCAUGCCCCUCGUCUGGAGCAUCGGUUCCGUGUUUGGCCCCGCCUUUGGGGGGUUCUUUGCCCGGCCUGUUGACCAAUACCCCAGUCUGUUUGGGGACUCGGCCUUCUUCAAGCAGUACCCCUUCGUUCUGCCGAAUCUCAUGGCAUGCUGCGUAUUCUUCGUCUCCUUCAUGACGGGGUUACUGUUUCUUAAGGAAACCCUCCACACCAAACGCAACCAACGCGACUGGGGCCUAGUCCUCGGCGAGAAGCUCACGGGAACCUUCAAGCGCCGCUCCAAGGCCAACCCCAAACGCCGCCGCCUCUCCUUCGUCGACGACGAAGCCUCCGCCCCUCUACUCGCCGACUCCGCCAUGUCCAGCACCGACCAGCUCGCCGCGCAGCAGCAGGAACAGCAACAACCCAUCACCUACAGCGAGAUCUUCACCUCACAGACGAGCAUCAACCUGCUAGCCUACACCUUCCUCGCCCUCCACGCCGUCGCCUACGACCAGAUCCUCCCCGUCUUCCUCAACUACCCGCGCGUCGUCCCCGACGAGUCCAACACCAGCCUGCCGUUCAAAUUCACCGGCGGGUUCGGGCUCGGCUCGGAUCGCAUCGGCACCAUCUACACUAUCUACGGCAUCUGCUGCGGUGUGGUGCAGUUCCUCUUAUUCCCCACGCUCUGCAGCCGCUUCGGCGUGCUUACCUGUUUCCGCGCAGCCACCAUGGUCUUCCCCAUAAUCUACAUCCUCACCCCCUACACAGCCCUAAUCCAAUCCGACACCCUCCGCUACACCAUCUUCCUCACCCUCCUCCUCAUCAAAGGUUUCGUCGUCAUAAUCGGUUUCCCCUGCACCACCAUCCUAGUAACCAACUCCGCCUCCUCCCUGCGCAUCCUCGGCACCCUCAACGGGUUCGCAACCACCUUCAGCGGAUUAGGGCGGGCCGUCGGCCCCGCGGGUGCUGGCGCCGUGUUUAGUUGGGGGAUGAGGAAUGGGUAUGCGGUUGCGCCGUGGGCGAUGUUGGCUGUUAUUGGGGUGGUCGGGGCGGUGGUGCCUUGGUUUAUUGUUGAGGGGGAGGGGCCGUAUACGGGGGAGAGUGGGAGUAGUAGUCCUGUGGUGAGUGGGUCGGAGAGGGAGAGUUUGUUGAGUGAGGAGACGGUGGGUAGUGAGGAGGAUGAGGAUGGGGAGGAUGAGAGUGAUGGGUUGGGGGUUGUGAAGAAGAGGGGGACGGCGGUGGGGUAUGGGACGGUGAAUGGGCGGUAG
Messenger RNA from Dichotomopilus funicola, 1683 nucleotides. Its product is annotated as major facilitator superfamily domain-containing protein. The record is from RefSeq and is a predicted model, not a curated record. Gene Ontology annotation, biological process: transmembrane transport. Bases 1 to 1683 code for a protein of 560 amino acids. Lineage: Eukaryota; Fungi; Ascomycota; Sordariomycetes; Sordariales; Chaetomiaceae. The transcript is spliced from 5 exons. Gene Ontology annotation, molecular function: transmembrane transporter activity.